UUCCGCCCACCAAUGUGAAGCCUUCCUAGGCAGACUGGCACACCCACUCCGACGAGGCCGUGACAGUCAGUUGGGCCUUGUUGGGCUUCCUGGUCCGCAGCUCCGCCUCGCCUCGAUCUGGCCGGACAGUGGAAACACUUCUCAACAGAACAAAAGCGGCUGCGAACCAAGCAGCGAUCGCGACCCAACACGAGCUCUCCUUUGGACAUAAAAGACGCCUGAACGAGGGGAGAACGAAACCAAGUCCGGGAAAGGGGGACAAACUUGGUCGCCGUCGCAUCUCGCCUUCUUUGGCCGAUAAUCCGCCGAGGUGCUCGGUUAAAUAAACCAAGGGUCAAGCCGCCAGACGGACGGGCAUUGUGUCCAUAGUGUUCUUUUAAACUUCGGCCAUUUAGAGCCGCCUCUCGCAAAACGGAAACUAGGGUUUUUCUCCUCUUGUCUUUUCGCUCACACGGAGCCCGGGACGACGGAUUCUUUUGUGUUCACAGACUUCUGCUGUGCUGUUUGCGUUCGUGAAGGGGCUCUACUUGUCUUCGGGGACUUGAAGUGGAACAAAGCCCAAAAAGAAAAGGGUGAAAGACCCUACUUACAAAACCCAAAUGGCGACCUACGAUGAACAAAAUGGCAGAGUUGGACUACAUGCAGCCAAGAAGUUCUUGGAGGGCAAAACGACCAAGACUGCUUGUAAAGUAAAGCAAGAAGAUAAACACGCUGUUAAAGAUUUGCAACUCCCUGCUAGGUCACAGGAAAGCAACACCAGCUCUGCAUCUAGUUUCACCACCAACCAUAACUCUGUGGUGUGUUUGCCCCUUGUGUCAGAAGAACUAAAAUUGGUUUGGACACAUUCUGAUCAAACCCGUGAACUUGACUCUAUUCCAGAGCUGGUUCAAGCCUUUAACUUGUUUCCAUACCCGUCGUCAUUUGAGGUCAACACCCUAGCUCGAGUGUGCUCUUUGCCCUUGGACAAAGUUAAGGUUUGGUUCAUGGUACAGAGAAUCAAAUAUGGGAUCAGUUGGUCAUCAGAAGAGAUCGAGGAGACUCGUCGGAAACUAUCAGUGCCACACUCUUUUGAUGACUCCACUGAAACAAGCGAGGAAGCCAAAGUCAUGGAGGAUAAAGAUUCUGAAUCAGAGCCUGUUGUUCCGAGUGUGACUCCCCAGAAGAAGAAACCAAAAUGUGAAUCCCCAGAUUCUUAUAAACCAACCAAAUCCAACUCCCCGUGUUUCAGCUCCACAUUACCGCCACCUCAGGAUUCGUACUUCUACCGCUCACCAAGUGACGUACCGUCAAGUGCUACUGCGGCAUCCGAUGCUGCCGAAGUGUCCUUAGACCUUUCGGGGUCCUCUUCGCAACGACACCGCCAUGGACGCUACAAAAAGUCCAAAGCUCAGCUUGCUGCACUUCGUAAGAGCUUUUUGCGAGAGAACUGGCCUGCAGAGGUGGAGCUGAGGCGCUUACAGGAAGAGACGGGUUUGACACGCAACGACAUCCGUAAAUGGUUCAGCGACAGCCGUUACCAGCUUAGAGUCGGGCGAGGAAGCCUGGCAGCGGCCCAAGGCUUUUCCACCCUCCCAGCUGUAGGAGCCAAACACGAACAACAAAGCGAACCUCUUUCACUUACGACUCAAAGGAGUCGUCUUUUUAAUACCGUGGGGAAGGGCCAGGAGGGAGCCCGAAGCAAUGUGAUAAGAAAUUCCCAUUUCUUUCAGACAUUUUUGUCUCACAGCCUUGAGGCAUUUGGGGAACGCGACAUUGAGGCAGAUGGAUAUGAAGCAAUGGAAGAUCUGUCCGGUGAUGGUGACAGUCUGAAAGAUGGGGACCAAAGCGAAGAAGAACCUCUACAGUUAAUUAAGCCCUUCAAGCUUGACCAACAGGCAGCGCCACAGGAAGCACCCGACACAUUCAAAUCCUCUCCCUGCUCCUCCCCCUCUGGAACUCCUCCACUUACAACAUCGCCUUAUAAACAGCCCCCAAACAGCAUCAGCACAUCAAAGAAGUCAGUCCACCCAGCCAGGGGCAAUAAUCUACACCUCUCAGCAGCAUCUACAUCCCGAACAUCUGGUGGCAGACCAAGGAAAACCAAGGAGCAAUUGGCUUUAUUAAAGCAGCACUUCUUACGCUGCCAGUGGCCCAAGAGUGAAGAUUACACAGAACUUGUUAAAAUUACAGGUUUACCUAGAGCUGAUGUUAUCCAAUGGUUCGGGGACACACGUUAUGCUGUUAAGAACGGCCAGCUGCGUUGGGUUAAGGGGGUCCGUGACAAAUUCUUGGCAGAGCUUGCCGCCCAACAAAGUAAUGCCGGUUUACCUAAUGGCUCAGGAACGUCUCCGCAGGUUGGAAGUAGCCGUAAACGUAAAUCUCAAAUGAACGGAACCUGUGCAGGUUCCCCCAAUGUCCAACCAUUAAUUAACUAUUUCUUCUCAACGGGCUCCCUCAAUGAAAAAGACCUUGACAUAUUAUGCAAGAAAUCAAAAAUGAGUUACCAACAAGUGCGAGAUUGGUUUUCAGCUCAGGUCGUAGGAGAGACAGACCAAGAACCCGUUGUUCCAGAUUAAAGCAAUAGAACCAUACUGAAUUGUUUAUGGUGACAGAGUACUCCUAAUUAUCGUCCCUACCAGCAAGCUUAUUUGUAACUUGGUAGCCUAUAAACAUUUUUGCUUUACCCGAAGCAUGAAUGUAAACAAUUAGUCUUCCGAGUACAAGCCCAAAUCAAGGUUUGAGGCAUGUAUAUUUACUUCUUUUCUGCUUAUUAUAAUAUAUUUGAAACUGAAGAACUUUUCUGCCUGUGUUACUGUAAAUAGGAAAGAAACCUGUACACUGGCUUGCUAUAUUUUUUUCCCUUUGUUUAGAUAUAAACUGCAGAAUAGCUCAUUGUAGCAGUAAUUUAAACUGAUGGUUCUUUGGUACCCGAGUACAGUGGACAAGACAAGAUUUCGGUUAACUUUGCCACUUGUCAUCAUUCCUUUGUAGCCCAUUUUCCUUAUAAGGAAUGCACACUGGACAUUUCCCCUUAAAUUUGACAUCUUGCACUUUGGAUUUGGAGCCUGCUGCCGUUAUGUUUGAUAAGUCCAAUUAUUUCAUGUACUAAACACUGUCCUCCUUUUUAAUCUGCUGUUGUUUAACUUAUACAGGUUUAGAUUAAAAAAAUACAAACAUGUACCCAAACCCAAUCUGUGAUUCAUUUGGCCAAUCUGUUGAAAUACUUGUCAUUUUCAAUGCAAGAAAAGGCGAUACAGUGAUACCUCGACAUACGAUCGCUUCGACACGCGAUCUAUUCGAUAUCCGACGUGAAAUUUGACUCGCCAUUUGUCUCUACAACUGACGGCAUGCUCGAAAUACGAUUUAUAACCGCGCCGCAGUUUCUUUGUUUUCCCGCAAGACUGACACACGGCGGAUUUGCUUGUGAGAGAAAUCAACAUGGGUUCCAAGAAUGUCAAUGCAGGUGGUGGGGAAAAAAAGGAAAAAGGUGAGGCUUAUUAUUGAAAUGAAGAUGGAAAUGAUAGAAAACAUGAGCGUGGUGUGCGCGUCUGUGAAGUAGCUUGACAAUUUGGCCGUAAACCUCAGUUUGCCAGUCUAUAAGUUAAGGUGACAAUUACUAUGAUUGUAACAUAGCCAAAAAAGCCGCCAGCUUUGUUAGGUUUUUAUUCAUUUAUUUCAGAACUUGUGCAACACAACAUGCCUACUGUCCGCCGCAGCUGAACAUGAAAAGUGAAAAUAAAAGUCCACUGUCACAUCAGCCACACAGUGCAUUCAGAUACACCAUGCAAAACACAUUCACCACAUUAGAACCCUAUUUGUUACAUUAUUACAGGUAUUAUAAUUAUUAUUACUAAUAUUUUUAUUCAUAUUUUAUUUGUUUUGUUCUGUGUAAUUGCUAUUUGCAAUAGUACCAGCAGUAUUUAUUAAGGAUUUAGCGUACGUUUUCGGGCUGUGGAACAAAUG
Molecule: messenger RNA, 3942 nt
Organism: Corythoichthys intestinalis (scribbled pipefish)
Lineage: Eukaryota; Metazoa; Chordata; Actinopteri; Syngnathiformes; Syngnathidae
Gene: homeza
Product: homeobox and leucine zipper encoding a
Exons: 3
Coding region: 600-2555 (651 amino acids)
Biological process (GO): regulation of transcription by RNA polymerase II
Cellular component (GO): nucleus
Molecular function (GO): DNA-binding transcription factor activity, RNA polymerase II-specific; DNA binding
Source: RefSeq, a predicted model, not a curated record